CCCUUAUAUAUCUAUAGAGAGGAGGCCAAUGGGGCGGCCGGCCGAUGCAGCAGAUACUCCACCAUCAACAUACGAAAUGGUGCCGGAAUCUGACCCACAAUCGAACCACAAAGUCAAUCCAGACAUCAUCGGCCCCACCAUAGAGAUAUCUCCGGCCACCUACAACUCUCAACAUGGCCAAGAAUUGCAACAAGAGAGCAACCAGCCUCACCCAACUAAAAUGCCCAGAAAUAGCCCUCGCCCAUCUUCCCAACCUCAGGAUAACCCAAUAAACCACCACCAACAACAAUUCCAGUUCCCGUUGCACCAACAAGCAUCACCAUCUCCUUCUAAUCAGGCUUCGUACCAACCACGGGAUGCACCGGCACACCCACAGCCACCCCAAGAAGCCUGCUAUCCUCCCAAGGCACCGGCGGCAAACUAUCCUCCUCAGAGUGAGACACCCCAUGUGGCAAACUAUCCUCCUCAUAGUCAACCACCCCAAGCAGCAAACUACCCACCUCAUAGUCCGACAGCGCCAGCAAACUAUCCUCCACAACAAUACCCACAAAUGUAUCAGAACAGUUAUCAAACUACUCAUCAUCAUCAGCAGCAGCAGCAGCAGCAGCCAGUGCAGUUUCCACCGCAGCAAUCUAAUCCUAAUGCUACUGUUUACCCACAGCAGGCAAUGCCGCAGGCCUAUCCUCAGACGUUCCCGUCCAAUAACAAUCCAGGGCUUCAGCAGAACGUUUCGGCGGCACCGGGGAUUCCAGUAGCACAGACAUACAAUCAACCUGCAAUGACAGUGGGGACUUACGGUACCAAUGCCGGCACCGAGGGUUGGACAACCGGCCUCUUCGACUUAAUGGAAGAUCCCCAAAACGCUCUUAUAACAAUUUUCUUCCCAUGCGUCACAUUCGGGCAGAUUGCUGAAAUCAUUGACAAUGGCCACACCACGUGUGGGACGAGUGGUAUUUUCUAUGGUGCAAUCGGGUUCCUGAUCGGAAUCCCGUGCCUGAUGUCGUGCUCGUACCGGACGAAGCUGAGGAGCAAGUAUGACCUGGUGGAGGCUCCGGCACCGGAUUGGCUCACCCACUUCCUCUGUGAAUGUUGUGCUUUAAGUCAAGAAUACAGGGAGCUUCGCAACCGAGGGUUUGACCCUGCAUUAGGAUGGAUUGGAAACCUGUCUAGGAAUCAAAACUUGCAGCAACAACAGCAGAUUCCUAUGGUUGCUCCAAUGAAUCAAACCAUGAUGGGAUGA
Messenger RNA from Macadamia integrifolia, 1240 nucleotides. RefSeq names its product protein PLANT CADMIUM RESISTANCE 6-like. Lineage: Eukaryota; Viridiplantae; Streptophyta; Magnoliopsida; Proteales; Proteaceae. The record is from RefSeq and is a predicted model, not a curated record. Bases 29 to 1240 code for a protein of 403 amino acids. The transcript is spliced from 4 exons.